Neurospora tetrasperma FGSC 2508 is the source of this 1017-nucleotide messenger RNA. RefSeq lists its product as uncharacterized. NCBI's taxonomy places the organism in Eukaryota, Fungi, Ascomycota, Sordariomycetes, Sordariales, Sordariaceae. The transcript is spliced from 2 exons. The coding region runs from base 1 to 984 and encodes 327 amino acids. The record is from RefSeq and is a predicted model, not a curated record.
AUGGUGUUGUACCGGCACCCAAGCGCGGAGCAAAGUCAGCCCAUCGUACCUCAACCCCUAACCUCCAUCACCAGAACCGGCUCGAGCAAUUGCUACGUCGACCAAGCCUCCGCCUGCGACGAACCCAACGCCGUGCCCUGUACCAACCUCAAAAAGGGCGUCUCCAAAGCCUGCUGUCCGCGCCUGACCAGCUGUUCCGACGGCUAUGAAGCCAGCGAGGAAUUCGUCCGGUGUAACAUCCAGUACGACGACUUGUUCCAUCCCACCGUCGUUGUGACAGCUACACUCUCAGAGAGCGGGAAGGUAUCAACAGUAACGCUGAGUCCGUCAUCGUCAUCAUCGAGCACGUCGACGACGAUAUCAUCCUCUAGCAGUCGCGCCGCCGAGACAGGUAGCACGCAGUCAUCGGAAUCAACUCCCCUCCCCGGCAUCCCCGUGCCAUCGAGCACAACACCAGCACAGCAAGGCCCCUCCCCCACUCCAGAAUCAUCGCCAGCAAUCUCCACCGGCGCCAUAGCAGGCAUCUGCGUCUCCGUCACUCUCGCAUGCGCCCUCGUCGCCGUUCUGAUCUGGAUCGUCCUCCGCCGUCGUAGGAAAGCUGCAGCCGAAAAGUCCCCGGCUCCAUCAGAUAGCAACCAAAGUGGAAGCGACCAAGACACACGCAGAGAUGUGGGCAGUCCGCUCGUCGAACUACCGCAUACCCACACCUACUCCGAAGCACCAGGUGAUAGUCGUCCGUAUUCGUACGUUGUUAGGCAGAAUGUGGUGGAGUAUUAUAAGCCAAUGGAGUUAAUGACACAGAGGGUGAUGCCGGUUGAGUUGCAGGGAGAUGCACAGAUGGGGGCGCCAGGGCAAUGGCGGGAGCAGCAGCAGUAUGGACCGUUUGAGAUUAUGACAAAUCCGAGAGGAUCGGGGGAAAUAAGGACGCCGAGGGCUGAACUGGCGGCUCCAACGCCUAGGGCAGAGUUGGGGACGUCUACAUGAAGCUGUGGUGAACUCUGCAGGACAUGGACGAGG